AUGGUCAAAUUAGAACGCGUCUACUUAAUGAAUGUGAUUUUAUACCUUGACAGUCUGAACACAUUAAGAGUAUUUCUCUUAAUAUCAAAAGACUGUAACACUGCUUUUACAAUGCUCAGAAUUAAUCCUUUUUAUUCACACAAAACACUUGAACAAGAAUUAAAAUUGUUUUCCCAUACAAAACAUGAGACACUUUGCUCCAUUUAUCUUCGAAACACCUCUUAUUUUAACAUAGCAGAUCUCCUCGAGUUGACAAUUAACAUUUCCAUGUUUCAUAGUUUACUUUCUCAAAAAGAUCUUCUUCCUAAAAUCGUUUCACUCAAAGUCAUUUUUUCUUCAAGUCAAAAUGAUGUCAGUGCGAGUCGCUGCGAACACUUUGAUAUCGCCAAAUUUCCAAAUUUGAAGCACCUCAAAAUAUACACCGAAGCCACACAGAAUAAGUGGACUAUUAAUGGGUGGGUAUUCGUCUGUGACUUCACCUUUAUCGAUUUUUCGAAUUUUGAAAAAUCGAAACUUGAGACAUUUCACAUGUUCUGUGAUGAUCCAAAUCGCUUUGAUUUCACCAAAAAUGGGCCACAAGUCAGAGACACUGGUAUUCUUUUGCUCCACAAAUUUUGUUCCAAAUUUUCAGUGUUAGAAAACAUCAAAUUUUACUUUGUGACUGACCUUCCAGACGACAUAGAAACGCUUGAUUUGAAAUAUAAAAACGUCAUAUUUUUGACUACAAAGUUCAUGCAACACAAAGAAGACGACUUUGAAAUUAAAGAAGAUUUAACAAAGGAAAAGAUGAUAUACACAUAUAGCUGUUUAAAACGUCCAGGACAUGUUGAAGAGGUACUCAAAAACCAUGAAAAGUAUUAUUUGAUGGAAUUGAAUUUGAAAGAACCAAACAUUGGAGGAGACAUUGACUUGACUCAAGUAACUAGUCUAACAGCACUCACCGUCUUCCAACCAUGUAAUUCAGUCAAUUUAAAAAUGCCAAGCACUGUAGAGAAACUCGAAAUGAAAGUCAAAAAUGAAUGUGUUUCUAAAGCCAAUUUGGAGGGUAUAAAAUACUUGGACGUCCGCGGUAAUUUAGUAGACCAAUUACCACAAAAAUUGGAAUUUUUAAAGACGGAAAGUUUAAGAAAUUGGAGUGAUUGUAUCUACUUGAAAGAAAUUGUGUUGAGUGAUUUCAGAAAUGGCACCAUCGGUUCAUAUUGUGAAAUCGAUUUGCCAAUGUGCACAACUAAACUUGUCAUCGAGAAGACGUCAGAAAAGUAUUUUGAUUUGUCAAAGUGUCAACUUGAACUGCUUGAAAUUGUUGAUUCAAAUGUCGAUACAAUCAGAGCACCUAAAAGUCUAAAAAGAGUCGUGUCAGAUAACAAAAUUAAAGAAAUCAUUGGAUUUAAUGGAAUGGUCGAAACGUUUAAUAAAAUUGUUGAGCCACUUGUGGACGAAAAUUGCCAAGAAGUGGAAGAUUUUGAACUACAGAAACAACAACAUGAAAAAUGUGUGUUGCAAUAA
Entamoeba invadens IP1 is the source of this 1506-nucleotide messenger RNA. RefSeq lists its product as hypothetical. NCBI's taxonomy places the organism in Eukaryota, Evosea, Mastigamoebida, Endamoebidae. The transcript has a single exon. Bases 1 to 1506 code for a protein of 501 amino acids. The record is from RefSeq and is a predicted model, not a curated record.